This is a messenger RNA of Copidosoma floridanum, 1092 nucleotides long. RefSeq lists its product as uncharacterized. NCBI's taxonomy places the organism in Eukaryota, Metazoa, Arthropoda, Insecta, Hymenoptera, Encyrtidae. The record is from RefSeq and is a predicted model, not a curated record.
AUGGCUCAUUGUCAUAAAGAACUAUUUAAGAUAGGCCAUGUUAAUGCACAAUCGCUGGAGGCUCAUUUUGCGGACAUCCCAUCUUUAAUCUCGGAUCAUCAGCUUCACCUGCUGGCGAUUAGUAAGUCCUGGCUUAAACCGUUUAUAUCUUCCAAUAGAUUUCCAAUACAGAACUUUAAGCUAAUUUGGUCUGACUGCGUUGGAAGAGGCGGCGGAGGUGUAGCAUUGUACGUGCAUGAGUCCAUUCCAUGUAGAGUGGUAUGUCACACCAUGGCUGGUGAAACCUACUCAAAAAGACCUGAGUACCUCUUUGUUUCGCUUGACUUCUGCGGUGCGCGUGUGCUGCUCGGUGUCAUCUAUUUUCCUCCAAAGGCUGGUUAUUGGUCUGACAUUCAGGAUGUUCUUAUGAAUUGCAAUGUGCCUUGUGAUUUUACGGUGCUGCUUGGGGACUUCAAUAUUAAUUGGACUGAUGAUUCUUCGAGCUGCCGCACUUUGCGGAGCUCCUUGACGGUGUGUGGCCUUCAGCCUCUUUGCUUUUUGCCAACCCAUCACAUUGGUGAUUUGCACACGACAAUUGACUAUAUCUGUGUAAGUGAUGUUGACCGUGUUCGCGAUUUCACUCAGUUGCCUUAUCCUGCACUAUCUAAACAUGAUUUCCUGUCGGCUUCACUGUUGUUUGAAAUCCCGCGGAGUGUUAGUCGCUUAGUGACAAGACGAUCAUUCUGUGACUUUGACAUUGCUUGUUUCAAUAAUGACCUUCAAACCAUGGAUUGGAGUGACCUUCACGGGUUGCCGGAUGUUAGUCGGAAGGUUGAUUGUUUCAUUGAGCGUCUUACACAGCUCUACGAUGUACAUGCCCCAUAUCAAGUGUUCACCCCUCGAAAGAGGCGUUCACCUUGGAUUACUGAUGGUCUGCGCGAAUUGAUCAGGGCACGAAAUAGGGCGUGGACUGUGUACAGGAGAUAUAAAAGGGAAUCUGAUCAUGCAGCAUACAAGCGGUUACGGGGUCAUGUACGCCGAGCAUCGCAUCAGGCCAUGACAACUUACUACAGGGAUAGAUUGGUUAAAUCGAGAAGUGCGACCGAAAUGUAG